Microdochium trichocladiopsis is the source of this 1119-nucleotide messenger RNA. RefSeq names its product Mob1/phocein. The annotation marks the transcript as partial. Lineage: Eukaryota; Fungi; Ascomycota; Sordariomycetes; Xylariales; Microdochiaceae. The transcript is spliced from 2 exons. Gene Ontology annotation, cellular component: cytoplasm. The record is from RefSeq and is a predicted model, not a curated record.
AUGUCGCAAGCACAAAGUUCCCCGCGGCUGCCCAGUCCGCCGCCCGCUGCGGAGAUUCAGAUUGGGCCGGCAUCGCCAGGCCUGAACAGCGCAGCCGGCCUCGAGUCUCAGGAAAGGAACCAGGCUGUUGUCGCCGCGAACGCGAAGCGACGCAUACACGUCGGAACCAAGGCAGAGCAUAUGGCCGCCGGGCCGCCGCUGAUACCCUUCAGUGAGCUCGAGUCCGCCUUCUCCUCCCAGGAACACCUCGCAGCUCUGCACUACUAUCAUACUUCCUCAAACACGACGCCGAUCAACCGACAAACCGCUCUCAGUCUCGCCACGCCGCCAGCAGGAGUCGAGCGCACGCUGUGGCUCUACGAGCUCUGCCGCUUUCUCAUCGCGCAGUGCAACGGACUCAUCGUGGGCUUCCUCUUCGACACGCCGCCGUGCUCCUCGGCAACAUGCCCCGAGAUGCGCGCGUCAGAGUGGCAGUUCCUCUGCGCCGUCCACGAGGCACCAAAGAGCUGCUGCGCCAUCGACUACUGCUGCCACACGCUCGACUGGGCCGCCAACAUUGUCACGAACCCAAAGAUCUUCCCGAGCCGCAUCGUGCUCGGCGCAGACAGCUCCGAGCGGAGCUCGGUGCUCAAGAACCUCGUCAACGUGUUCCGGAGACUCCACCGGAUAUUCGCGCACGCCUGGUUCCAGCACCGCGGCGUCUUCUGGUCCGUCGAGUCGCAGACGGGCCUGUACGUCUUCUUCAAGACGGUGUGCGACGUCUACGACCUGCUGCCUGCGGAGAACUACAAGCUCCCCCCCGAAGCCGAAGGCCUCGAGUCGGCCGUGGCCGAGAAGGAAGAGAAGCGGCCGCCGCCUGUCACUCUCUUGUCCAAGGCGCCUGCCCAAACAGGAGAGGGUGGCGAGGGCGAGGAUGACAAGCACAGCUUCCACGCACGAAGAACCAACACAGCUAGACACUCGAGCAGGCCUUCGGUAGGCAGCAUUGUGACCACAGUCAUUGAGGAGCGGGAAGAUGAGCACUCAGAGGUGACUUCGAAGCUGGGCGACAUGCGCAUCUCUGCACCCGAGACGGUCAACGAGGAAGAGACAGAGGUCGAGGUCCCCGUCAUCGUCGAG